This is a messenger RNA of Xenopus laevis (African clawed frog), 2165 nucleotides long. It is a transcript of the gene ttc22.S, whose product is annotated as tetratricopeptide repeat domain 22 S homeolog. NCBI's taxonomy places the organism in Eukaryota, Metazoa, Chordata, Amphibia, Anura, Pipidae. The coding region runs from base 30 to 890 and encodes 286 amino acids. The record is from RefSeq and is a predicted model, not a curated record. The transcript has 6 exons.
AAUAGGAACACUUACUUUCUUUUCCAGUUAUGGAUGAGACACCUGAUGUGGAUAUUGAGACUCUUAUAGAUGAAUUUGAAUAUAUACCUGGACAUUUCCAUUUGGAAAUGAAUUUAAAUUUUGAGUCGUGCACUCAAGUGGAGUUUAGGAGGAGAGACAUCAAACGGAAAAGGGAUUCCUUGCAGUUCCAGCUGGAGGCUGACUCCAGUUUUCAGCAGUUUGCGGUCAAGAAUUUACUAGGUGUCUUCUUCUAUUACCUGGAUGAAUUUCACAGUGCAAGAGACAUUUUUCUGUCAGUUAGUCAGCAUGAUCCAAACAACUUAAAUGCCUGGGCUAACCUUGCAUAUGUGUAUGAUAGACUGAAUAUGGAGGAUAAAACCUCACAGUGUACAGAUAAAUUGUCUCAUCUCAUGGGUCUAGAAGGGGAAGAGGGGGAAAGUAAAGACAUCAGACUAAGGGCUGCACGGUGCCUGGCAGAGCAGGGUUAUGCACAUGCCUUUGAUGUUGGACUUCUUAAUGAAGAGGACAGCAUUGAGAAACUAAGCAGUGGAAUUGGCCUCUACGAUAAAGCCCUCGCAUAUGGAAAACAUGAGAUUCCUGUGGAAGAAAAACGAAGUUGGUUUUUCACAAUGGCAACUCUGUGUAUGAGGCUGGAUGGAAUACUAAUGAACAGCUCUAACAUGGACAAAAGGCUACUAUAUUUUAACAAAACUCUGAUGCUUCUUCGUGAAGUUGUAAAAUCCUUAAACGCUCAUUAUAAAGCUUUGGCCUGGUGUUAUCUUGGGGUGAUGCUGGAAAGACAAAACACUUUUGCCACUACUCCAAUGGGAAUACAUGACUGUGGCUAUUCAGGAACUGACCCUCUGGGUUGUUUUGGAAAGGUUUAUUGAUCAUCUAAAUGCAAUGUUUGCAGAAUCGCCUCCAUGGGAUGAAGACCAGAAAUACCAUGCUCCUAUUCUGCUGCCUUUAUUUUCACAGUUCAAGUCUCUUUAAAAGACAGAUGGAUACACAGGUUACUCAUACUUCAUGCGUGAGGACCUUUUUUAAGUUAAACUCCUGAAAACCUUUGGCUGAACUACUACCAUUAAGGUAGCCCUCUAGUUCAUUUACAGCUUAUUAGACACAGGUUUGAUAUUUACAGUAUACACAUUUUUAUUCUUUGUGACUAAUAAUCUCUGGCAGAUUUAUUUUGAAGAUGAAGAGUCCCAGUCGUGAGGAGUCAGAUGAAUCCUGAAGCAACUUUACUUGAGGCAAUGCAGCACAGGAGGGUAGUGAGUGUGAUUGCUCUUCAGCUUGAAAAUACUUGACAGAUCAUUUUCAGGCAGAACUUUUGCUCACAGUUUUGCUUCCGGGCAUCUCUACAUUGAAGUCAGUGGGAGCUGUAGUAGGCAGUCAUGGGCACUUUUCUGCAAGCUUAAAUACUUGCGUGUAAAAGCGGUUCCUCCACUUUGCUUGCGACUUGCUGUAGCUCAGCACAAACCAUGCUGGAAUUCAUGAACACCAUUUUGUUACAGGAAUAACAUAAACUGUGGAAUAACUGGAAAAAUUAAAUUUUUGGCCUUAAGAGUUCCUAAAGUAGUAAUAUGAAUGAAAUAAACAUGGAUGAACAACUGGUGAAAAGGAAACCCCGUUCACUGCUAUAGAAUAUAGCAGAUUAUGACCCAGCUCAUAAGAACUCCCAAUCUUUUUUCUAUUAGUUCCCAUAAAGUGAAACUUGCACAUCUGGACAAAAUCAAGGAUCCUCUUUUCCGAACCUUAUUAUUUUAUGUUAGGAAAUGUAUCCUCCUUCAAUGGAUGGCACAUUCUCCCACCAGAUACACACCAGAUGGCUCAACCUACAUAGAGCUUACUUACUGAUACAACUGCAAGGGGUGCCCCCAAAAAUAUGACAAGAUAUGGGGAGAAUGGCUUGAGGCUAUAGACUAACACUAUAUGGACACCCCUAUGAGACCAUACUUUCUCCUUACACUGGGAACCCCAUGGUCCAUCCUCCCCCUUCUCUAGCAGGUGAUGGGAAGCCAUCUCGUGUAGGUAAUUACAGAUCAAUCAAUAUAGGUGUAUUGGAUGUAUCUCAAACAUGGAAACAUGUUUGUAGAACUAUUGUUGAACUGUUGUAUUACUGUGUUUUAUAUUACAAAUGAUUAAAUAAAAACCUCUUUAAAAAA